AUCCUGACGCGGGUCCUGGUCCCCGCCUGGAUCAUCCUCUACUACGUGAAGUACCACGUCAUGAAAACGCCACAUGGUGUCGUUAUGUCAAAUCCACGGAUAUUCCCAGGGGACAGAAUUUUAGAGACAGGAGAAAUUAUUCCACCUCUGAAAGAAGAACCCGAUGAGCACCACUGA
Molecule: messenger RNA, 177 nt
Organism: Phaethon lepturus (White-tailed tropicbird)
Lineage: Eukaryota; Metazoa; Chordata; Aves; Phaethontiformes; Phaethontidae
Gene: NDUFB6
Product: NADH dehydrogenase (ubiquinone) 1 beta subcomplex, 6, 17kDa
Exons: 3
Biological process (GO): mitochondrial electron transport, NADH to ubiquinone; mitochondrial ATP synthesis coupled electron transport
Source: RefSeq, a predicted model, not a curated record